AUGUACCCUAUAAUAUUAUUUUUGGCUAUAGUUAUAGUUGUAACUAUAUUAGAUGUGUGCCCCCAAAUUCCAAAAUUUUAUGCAAGAAAAUUGACUCAUAUAUUAUGUGGAGUAUUUAUUUUAAUGUUCGAUAUCGUUAUAAAUGGAACGAGAAGAAAUGAAUCUCAAAUUUUAGGAAAAUCUCAAACAACUAAUAAUGAAUAUGGUGUCUAUUUUAUAUACAUUGUUGCAAUAGUUUCAAUAUUGAGAUGCUUUUUUUACCCGUUUAGGUUUGGAGAGUAUCGUGAUAAAGGAAUAAUUGUUUAUAACACGAUUGUGUCAUUAUUUUUUUUUUUCAAGUUACCAUUAUAUGUUUUAACUCCCAUAUUUUUUGCUGAUCCGAUAGCGGCUAUUGUUGGACAGUAUUUUUCUAAGCACAAAAUAUAUAAAAACAAAACAUUGCAUGGAACUCUAGCAUGUUUUUUUGUUUCUCUCAUUUCGCUAUUUUAUGUGAAAAAUUAUAUCCACGCUUUAAUUUUAAGUUCAUCAUUAUGUCUUUUGGAAUUAUAUGGAGGAACUCUUGAUAAUUUUUUUAUGUGUUUUCCCGUAAUAAUUUAUAUGUUAUUUUUUAAGGUGUAG
Messenger RNA from Plasmodium yoelii, 618 nucleotides. Its product is annotated as conserved protein, unknown function. The transcript is spliced from 4 exons. NCBI's taxonomy places the organism in Eukaryota, Apicomplexa, Aconoidasida, Haemosporida, Plasmodiidae. Bases 1 to 618 code for a protein of 205 amino acids. The record is from RefSeq and is a predicted model, not a curated record.